Messenger RNA from Aplysia californica (California sea hare), 2259 nucleotides. RefSeq names its product centromere protein N-A. Gene Ontology annotation, biological process: chromosome segregation; CENP-A containing chromatin assembly. The record is from RefSeq and is a predicted model, not a curated record. The transcript has 9 exons. Lineage: Eukaryota; Metazoa; Mollusca; Gastropoda; Aplysiida; Aplysiidae. Bases 201 to 1265 code for a protein of 354 amino acids.
AUUGUUUACAUUUUCUUUACUUCUUUUUUGUGUCCGGCCGGCAGUGGCAGUCAGUUAGAGAGGCAGAUUUGACUUUCAGUUUGCCGAAAAAUUAUGUUUACUUGAUGGUCAAUCAGUGUGUGUAUGUUUUAUAUUGCCAUGUCUCCUUUCCACCUUUCUCCAUGAAUAAAUGAAACUGGUUCAUCCAUAGCCCUAGCAGCAUGAACGACCUGAUAAUUUCUUCUGUUAUUACGAAGUGCCACAAAUCAACAAUUUCUGAAACUCUAAAACGAUGGGGAAGACUGGCGGAUUCGGAAGUUGAUCAGUUACUUCAAAACAGAUCUACGAAAGCUGAGAUUGCGGAAAAAGUAGCAACAUUGUCUGAGGAAAAUGGUCUACAUGCAGAUAUUGUUGGAGAUCUAGAACUGACUUAUAUGCAACUGCAUUCCAACCGCAAAUCAUGGAAAGUGUUCAGGUUAGAUGGGAGCUCCGAUAACGAUCUCAACUUAGACCCCCGGACUCUGCGUUCACGACUUGUGAGUGCAGUUGAGAUGAACUGGAGAAAUGGCCGUGUGUACGGCAACAUGAACAUGUUCGCGGGCGCCGUCUGGCUGAGGCUUCACUUUGGCUCGUCUCCCCUCCAACAACAGCAGAAGAAGGGGCCGCGACCUCGGGCGUACAAUCCCAACAACUCUGUCUUUCUCGUGGCUUUUCCGAACUCUCCAUAUGUGAUUGUAAAUAGGACAGGAAUUCGACUGACCAGGAUUGUGUCACAGGCAGUGAAGCAAGUGUUCGGAGCCAGUGGUCUGAAGGACAUUCAGCUGAGUGGGCGGCAUUUGAUGUCUUUGGCUGACAUUGUGCACAAGAAAAGCAACGAGACGAUGUCCUCUGCCUACCGUGACCAGGAGACUAUGGAGAACCCUCUGUGUGUUGGCCAAAAGAGAAAAGAAACAGAAUUGAAGGAGCCUGGUGAAGUUGAAGGAAUCGUGGAUGACAACAGAAAGUUCAAGCGCUCGAGGCGGGAGUCGCUGGUGGCAAAUUUUGGCGCCUCGUCUCGGCCCAUUCUGGAAAAGCUGGAAUACAAGUUCAACGUCCAGUUCCGCGGGAAGCCCACAACGGAUCUCAAGUGUCAGGCAACGAUCGAGAUCAAAGGAAAAUCCAUCCUGGACGGGUUCUGUCAGCUGGCAGACGCAGGGUAUGUCAAGUUCCCCCUGCCCAAACAUCUCACCACUAUCACCAGCAACGCAAGGAACUCGUUCACCAUUGAGGACAAGAAAAAGAACUAAUGAUCGUGACACUGGACGAUGAGACUUUACACCAUCACUUUUCUUGUUCUGGUGAAAAUUCAACAAACUAUUGUCUCGAUAGAGAAAAAUCGUUAUCAGACUCUUUUGAAGAAUUGUGUCAAUUUUCAAAAAAAUCUGAAUCGACACUUUUGUGUUUAUUCACAACAAACAAAAUGUACUUAAAUGAAAUUGGAACAGUGUGAAGAUUUUGCUUUAAAAAAAAAAAGAAUUUGGUUUCAUUGAAUUUAUUAUAGUUGAAUCCAAUAUGAUUGAAGCUUUGUUUUAUUUGAAAUUUCCUCUAACAAUGAAGCCACCAUUGCCAUAAACAUUUUUAAACUUCAUGUGUUUUAGACAAGUUUUACCUUUUAACCAAUUUCAGCUGCAUUUUUAUGGUGCUUGGUUGUUUUUUUUUCAGAAAGAAGUCACAUUUUACUGUGAAUUUGUUUUUAUUUUGCAAUGGUUAAAAACCGACUACACUGAACUUCUACUUGUGAAGUAUUUUUGUUUUAUGUGUCAGUGAUUAGGUAAGUAUAAUUUGCAGUAUAUGUAUAAAUGAUGCAAUUGUACUUUAUAUUUAUUUAUUAUUUUUCAUUUGGAAAGCAUCUAUAAAAUGGUGCACAGACAUUUUGCUGGUGUGUCUUUAAAUUUCAGAUGGUACUUGUAUUAACUAUAAUUAGUCUUUGAAAUUAUAAUUUCUCUUAUUUUCAUUUUUCUAAUAUGAAAUACAAAUGAGAGGCAAAAACGUGGGGGAGGGGGGGGGAGGAUCUCUUUUCAAAAUAUUGAUCUGGUGCUUUGACAAUAGUCUAAUGUUCAAAAUGUUCAUGUUGACAAAAUAUUAUUUUAAAAGCUUCUAGAGAAGAAAUUAGCGACUUCAAUAUCAUUCUCAUCUCAAUUAACCUGCAUGGAAGUGUACAAAUUUCUCCAAAAAUGUGUAUACUGAUUACUGAUAUAGAAAUGUCUUAAUUAAUGAAAAAAAUAAAUACGUACAACCUUA